Harpia harpyja (harpy eagle) is the source of this 2074-nucleotide messenger RNA. RefSeq names its product G protein subunit beta 3 (gene GNB3). Gene Ontology annotation, cellular component: cytoplasm; heterotrimeric G-protein complex. The record is from RefSeq and is a predicted model, not a curated record. Gene Ontology annotation, molecular function: protein binding; signaling receptor complex adaptor activity. Gene Ontology annotation, biological process: G protein-coupled receptor signaling pathway. NCBI's taxonomy places the organism in Eukaryota, Metazoa, Chordata, Aves, Accipitriformes, Accipitridae. Bases 226 to 1248 code for a protein of 340 amino acids. The transcript has 10 exons.
GGGAGAGGCUGAGGAGCAGAGAAGGAGCAAGGGACUCGCCGGGCUGACGGGCAGGACUGACUGGAGACCGCACAGGGACGAGGGGCUUCUGGCCAGCGGGGAGCCGUUCGCAGCAGGGGAGGCAGGCUGUGAGGGUCCCGUCCAGGGGAGACCGCAACCCGCCUCGCUCUACAGACCCCGAACCGAGGCUGCCCCGCGUGGAGGAGCCACCCCUAGGUCAGAAAGAUGGGGGAAAUUGAGCAGAUGAAGCAGGAGGCUGAGCAGCUGAAGAAGCAGAUUGCGGAUGCCCGGAAAGCCUGUGCAGACACAACGCUUGCUCAGAUUGUGUCUGGAGUGGAGGUUGUUGGCCGCAUCCAGAUGCGGACCCGAAGGACCCUGCGUGGGCACCUGGCCAAGAUCUACGCCAUGCACUGGUCCACAGACUCCAAACUUCUGGUCAGUGCCUCACAAGAUGGGAAACUGAUUGUGUGGGACACAUACACAACUAACAAGGUUCACGCCAUCCCUUUGCGUUCCUCCUGGGUCAUGACCUGUGCCUAUGCCCCCUCAGGCAAUUUUGUGGCCUGUGGGGGCCUUGACAACAUGUGCUCCAUCUACAACCUCAAGACUCGUGAAGGCAACGUCAAAGUGAGCAGGGAGCUCUCAGCCCAUACAGGUUACCUCUCCUGCUGCCGAUUUCUUGACGACAACAAUAUUGUGACUAGCUCUGGAGAUACCACAUGCGCGCUCUGGGACAUUGAGACGGGGCAGCAGAAGACCGUGUUCCUGGGUCACACCGGAGACUGUAUGAGCUUGGCCGUCUCCCCAGACUUCAAACUCUUCAUCUCCGGGGCUUGCGAUGCUACUGCCAAACUGUGGGACGUGCGGGAGGGCACCUGCCGUCAGACCUUCUCAGGGCACGAGUCCGAUAUCAACGCCAUCUGCUUCUUCCCUAACGGUGAAGCCAUCUGCACCGGCUCAGAUGAUGCCACCUGCCGUCUCUUUGACCUCCGGGCAGACCAGGAGCUCAUAGUGUACUCUCAUGAGAGCAUCAUCUGCGGAAUCACAUCGGUCGCCUUCUCCCGCAGUGGGCGCCUCUUGCUUGCUGGAUAUGAUGACUUCAACUGCAACAUCUGGGACUCCCUGAAAGCAGAGCGUGUGGGAAUCCUUUCUGGCCAUGACAACAGAGUGAGCUGCCUGGGGGUGACGGCAGACGGCAUGGCCGUUGCCACCGGCUCCUGGGACAGCUUCCUCAAGGUUUGGAACUGAGGACGGCAGCAGAGAGGGAAAGAGCAGUGGAAGCACGGCCCACAGCCCGAGCCCACGCAAACAGCAUCGUCAGCUGAGCACAACAGAAACGCCUACCUACCACCGCUUGUCUCUAGACACAGGUCACUUGUAGGGGUCUCCCAGAGUGAAAGGGAAAGGAGAGGUCGGGGAAGGGGAGCAGGGGGAGCUGGGGAGCAGGAGCUGGGGAGCAGGAGGAGCUGGGGAGCAGGAGCACACACACUGGCCCUUCUCUCCAUCUCUAAACAGGCCCGGCAGCUUCCAGCCUCGUGCGGGCUUGAAGACCUGCAAAACACCGUUCACUAUGUCUCAGGACUUUACAGUACAGUGCAGACAACCUGCGUCUUCCUUCAAACGCCUCUACCCGUGUUGACACCCAUCCUUCAGAGGACCCCUUAUCCAACACCUCUGUUCCAGACUAAGCUCUGUCCCCGAUUUAACUCUACCUAGCUUCCCUGUGCAGCUGUCCUAUAUCCCUGCAGACAGCCUCAGAGGUGUACUGGAUUUGAGAUUUCUAUCAUGCAACCUCAAACAAAAAGCUAGUGGAAAUUGGGCUCAUUUUCCAUUGGGGAAGACAUAGCUCAAGUCUUAUCUAUGCAUAAAUGGGGGAAAGGUAGCCCUCAGACCUGCCAGAAUACCAGGGAAUAUUAUAUUUAUUCUUAUUUAUUGUCUGCUGCUUGCUGUUCCUUCUCUUUUUGCCUCACUCCUGCAUCGUGUGGUGACCCUGUCUAACCAGUAGCCACCAACCCCUGUUUUCAAGUCUGUUAUAGAUCUUCAUAGCCCAGGCAAAUAAAGAAAGCUCACAUAA